This is a messenger RNA of Ordospora colligata OC4, 699 nucleotides long. RefSeq names its product alpha subunit of proteasome. The transcript has a single exon. NCBI's taxonomy places the organism in Eukaryota, Fungi, Microsporidia, Ordosporidae. Bases 1 to 699 code for a protein of 232 amino acids. The record is from RefSeq and is a predicted model, not a curated record. Gene Ontology annotation, cellular component: proteasome core complex; cytosol; proteasome core complex, alpha-subunit complex.
AUGGAAGACAACAAACUCAAGUCUAACAUAUUCACAGAUGAAGGCAGGCUGCCACAGGUUGAGUUUGCAAUCAAGAAUGUGUCCAGGGCAGGAACAAUAAUCGGACGUGUUUGUAUGGAUGGAGUAGUGCUCAUCGGUAUCAACAAAGAGCCUACAAAUGGAUCUAUAGAAAAAAUAUACCAAUUGAGUGAUGAUAUCUAUUGUGCACUCUGCGGAUUGUUUGGAGACGCAAUGAGAAUUAAGAAGUAUGCACAGAUCAAGGCACAGGACAUAUUGGAGCAAUUCGGCGUGGUCUGUCCUCUUCUAACACUUUGUAAAUUUAUUGGGCAAAAAAAGCAAACAUUUACACAGCAUGUAGGAACCAGGCCGUUUGGUGUGUCUUUUUUAUAUGCAGGCAUAAUUGACAAUCAAUAUGCAUUGGUAUCUACCGAUCCAAGCGGUACAAUAAACCGCUGGAUGGCAAUGUGCUAUGGAGAGAAUGAGGAGUCGAUCAACAGUGUUCUGAAGAAUGACGUUCCUGAUGAAGAGAUGGGCAUGGAAAAGGCAACGUUCGAAAUUCUCAAGGCUCUAGGAAAGGUUCAGGAAUCAACACCUAAAAUAGCCGAGAAGAUGGAAAUUCUACACUUUUCAAGCACUAGCAAAAGAUUUUUGCAAAGGAGCGAAAUCCAAAGCGUUCUUGAAAGCAUCAGCGCCAAAUAA